This is a messenger RNA of Drosophila subobscura, 2530 nucleotides long. RefSeq names its product protein lethal(3)malignant blood neoplasm 1 (gene l(3)mbn). The coding region runs from base 238 to 2406 and encodes 722 amino acids. The record is from RefSeq and is a predicted model, not a curated record. The transcript has 6 exons. Lineage: Eukaryota; Metazoa; Arthropoda; Insecta; Diptera; Drosophilidae.
UCAAUUCGCUGCCGAACAUCGUGGGGUGUGUUCCAUUCUGUGACGCUUGCUCCGUAACGAAAAAUCUCGUGAGAAACGCGUCGUUCGCCGUUCGAUAUUCGAAAUAUUUAUACUGAAAUAUAAAUGCCCAAUUAUUUAUGGUUUUUUGCGUCGAUAAUCGUAUACUAAAGAGGCGUGAAAAUAAAAUAAGUUUGUGCCUAAUUUAAAUACAAAUCAAAGUCGAGCAACGAAACCAAAAUGAGCCUAAAAUCAGUGGCCAUCCUGCUGCUGCUGGCGCUGUGUCUGAGUCAUGUCCUGGCUGCCGUGACAACCGUGCGUCCUUACAAGUUUGGCUUCACCAUCGACGAGCAGCAGCAUCGCGCGGAGCAGAGAGAUGAGCGCGGCAUUGUUAUGGGCGAGUUUGGGUUCAUCACCGCCGAUGGUAUUUAUCAUGUGACUGUCUACGCCACCGACGAAGAGGGAAAAUUUCACAUCGUGUCAAUGAAGAGCUAUCCCUACGCAGGACCCAUAGCACCCAAGACCGUAGCUACCGUAGCUGCCAGCACGACAACAAGAGCCCCUCCACCGCCACCAGCGCCGGCAGCUUUGCCCAAGUAUAACUUCAACACGGAGGCCUGUUCGGGCUGCUUCCUGAAGAAGUCCCCCGCUGCGGGCAGUCCCAAAACUGAAAUUCGUACGCUCUCAAAGCCGCUGCCAGCGCUGGCAACCGGACAGCAAGGUAAGCCAACGACCAGUCGGCUGGAAGUGGGCUCGCUGGAUCACGGAGUCAAUGUCCAGCUGCCCUUCCGACAGUCCAUCGCCCAGACCAUAGAGGUGGCAAGGCAACAGGGACUGGGACACAGUCCAGCAACCACAACACAGCACAACACGAACACGAAUAGCAACAGCAAUUCCUACACUAACACUCAGCACACCAGCACCCAGCACACAUUUGCACCCACCACGACGAGUCCGAAGCCACUCCAAAAGCGGAUAGAAGUCGGUCUCGACUUGGCCAUGACCACAUACAGCACCUCCAAGGCCGCCGUCACGGGUCACGUGAUCAGUCAGACGCAGAACUCAAAGUCUCCGAGCAGCAACAGAAAAGUAGACUACGAUGUGGGCAUCAUCAGAACGGCUGAUACGGUUUCCCCGUCAUCCUCGAGCACCGUCAACUAUGCGAAGCAGCCAGCGGGGACCUAUGCCUCACAGCCAGCGGGGACCUAUGCCACACAGCCAGCGGGGACCUAUGCCUCACAGCCAGCGGUGACCUAUGCCUCACAGCCAGCGGGGACCUAUGCCACACAGCCAGCAGCGACCUAUGCCCCGUUGAACAUCAAGCUAAAUGCGGAUGCUGUGAGGCAGGCGAGUGCCUUCGUUUCCAGCGUAAAGGCUCCCUUGGCCUUGGCAGAGCAGCCAAUUGUACCGCCCGCCACAGUGCCCGCAAGUCAGGUGCCAAUCUUUUCCGUGGGUUCAACCGGCACGCAGAGUUCCCCACUCACUUCCGGUGUUGGUCACUCGAAUGUGCCGCAGGCCAGUAAUGUGGUGCAACAGACGCAUCCCGUCGCGUUCUCCAGUCCUGCCGCUGCUGCCCAACCUACUGCUGGACAGAUAUUCGGACUGGGAGCACAGCCAUCAACACAAUUUGCACAAUUCCCAGCACCAAAGCAGAGCACACAACAACAACAAUUGCACACACCCACAACACUCACACAGAGCACACAACAGAGAUACCCCUUGAAUACACCAACACAGACGGGACUUUCUGGCGCAGGCGGCCUUUCAGCAACCGGAAAUGCAGCCCCAACGAAGAUCGGUGGAAGCCCUGCUGUUGUAGGCAUCUCUGGGGGCAGUUUCCCUAAAGGAAAUGCAGGAAAUGGCGGCGCAACUGGAGGCGCAUCAGCUGGAAGUUUCCCUCAAGGAAAUGCUGGCAACAGUGGCGUUUCUGGUGCACCACUGGGUGGCCCGUCAGGUGGAAGCUUCCCUAAAGGAGUUGGAGGUAAUGGAGGCCUAGCUGGCGCUCCACUGGGUGGAGGAGCUGGAGGUCGCCCUGCUGGAUCAGCAGCUGGUGGUGCAAGCUUGCCAGCAGGAUCCUUCCCCGCAGGUGGAAGUGGAGCUGCAGGCAGCGUAUACCGUGGUAGCGGACCAACUGGCAGCGCAUCGGGUGAAGCAUCGGGCGAUCUGUACAAGUUCAAGUACAUUCUGGACUACAAUGGACACGAGGAAGCGGGCAGUCGGAAUGGCGACAAAGAGGGAAAUUACUUUGCCAUCGGCGAGGAUGCAGUGCGACGCACCGUCGAGUACAUUGCGAACGAGUUUGGCUUCCAGCCGCACAUCAGUUGGCAGAAACUGGACGAGAAGAGCGUGCUGCCCGCGGAGAAUUCCCUGAAACACUACGAGUUCAAGUGGUUCAAGGCAGCGCAGUGAACCGGAUCCCUCGGAUUCGUUCCAUUUCGAGUGUAGAUUCUUGUCCCCACUUGCUGUACAUAACAAUUUUGAUAAAUUUGCGAAUAAAGACACAGACAGAAACCGAGAGAGAUUAACAAAUAAG